AUGAAGGAGGCCACUGUUACCGCUGCUCAGACUCCUCAGCGAGAAUUAGUAGAAGUACUGAGCUCCCCUCCCCAACCUCAGGAGCAGCCGAUCCCAGAAGUAGAGGUCGUCGCUCCUCCUCCUCAGCAGAUCGAACUUUCACCUCCCCCGCCUCCUCCGAUCUCUUCCAAUGUGGAAGGAGAGUCUUCUGGUCCUAUAGUUAGGACGCUUUCCCGGGGCGCUCAACUCCUGAUCCAAUCGCUAGAAAAGAACCGCUCCACUCAAGGGAAUCCUGGCCUAGCUAAAGUUAUGGGCGCCUCCAUCUGCUUCCAAGAAGAUCGGAACAGAUUGGCAGAGGAGAGCAUCGAUGAUAUCUUAACUCAGACAAUGAGCUUGGGCUUGGAUACCAUUGCAAAUCAGCAUAUAAUCAGAGAGAAAGCCCACGCCUUAAGGAGGGAGAUUCUUAAGGCGAUCCAGGAUGCCUCAGCUGCACAAGCUCAACUCUCCUCUACCAAUGACUAUAUCGCCGGACUAGAAGAUCGGAUGAAGCAUUAUGAAGAGAAAAUAGCCGAGGCGGAGCGGGAACUUGAAGUCACCCGAGCUGGUCGAUCUGCCGAUCUCACUCGUUUAGCUGAGGAACUUCGGGCGAAGGAGAAGGAGCUUCGAGCCAAGGAUGAAGAAAGCACAACGAAAGAGGCUGGGGCAUACGUGAACGCCCAUAAUGAUCUCCGAGCCGAGCUGAGGAAGCGUUAUCCUGAGGAGGACUUCUCCUGGAUGAAUCAGCUCAUUCCAAAGGCCAAAGAGGAGAGCGACGAGGAACCCGAGAGAGAGGGGGGAUCAGAGAGCUGA
This is a messenger RNA of Hevea brasiliensis (rubber tree), 828 nucleotides long. RefSeq lists its product as uncharacterized. The transcript has a single exon. The coding region runs from base 1 to 828 and encodes 275 amino acids. NCBI's taxonomy places the organism in Eukaryota, Viridiplantae, Streptophyta, Magnoliopsida, Malpighiales, Euphorbiaceae. The record is from RefSeq and is a predicted model, not a curated record.